AUGAAAGCCUGGAAGGAAUUGAUGAAUGCCUUCGUCAAAACGGUUUCGAACCGUCAUGUCAACGAGAUUACAACAUUUUUUCUUAUUGCACUGGGAUACUAUGUGACAUUAAUGGCGGUCACUGGGCAAAAUUUUGCGAAUCCAUUAGAGCCGAUCACAUAUUCGAAAACACUAAACUUGAACAACGCUGCGAAUGAAAUAUUACAGUCGAUUGUAUCAGUAUUUAUAAUAGUCGUGAUAUCACUAAUAAUUGGAAAAAUCGUCAAAAUCGUCUAUAUACCAACACUAAUCGGAUGUAUGGUGUUUGGCAUCGCCAUAAAGAACAUCGCCGUCUUUAACGAGUUUUUCUACAUAAACUCCUACUGGCAGUUCAUCCUAAGGAAGCUAUCUUUGGUCACAAUUAUCAUUCGAUGGGGUAUAUCAAUAAAUGUCAAGUUCAUCAAGGAAAAUUAUGUGUUCCCCGCAAUUCUUGGCAUUGGUUCCGCCACCGCAGAAGCCCUUGCAAUAUUCGUUGUUGCCGUACUGUUUUUCAAUUUCAGUCCCGCACUUGCCAUCAUUUGCGGAUUUGUGGUUGGUACCGUAUCACCCGCUGUCGCUGGACCGGUUCUAGGGUAUUUGAGGCGCAAAAAUAUUGGAAUGGAAAAAAGAAUACCUGAUAUUGUUCCAGCAGCUUGCUGUUUUGACAAUUGCUUCUCUCUUCUUAUUUUUUCUUUGACUGCUGCCGUCACAUUUACUAAUGAAUCUCCGAUUCCCACACUUGUUAAAAACAUUGGUGCGAUUGUUCUGGCUGUUGUUAUUGGAUUGGUGAUUGGUUUCGUUAUUCGGUAUUUCCCACGCGGUGAUGUAAGACACACUCAUCUUGGAAGAUUCAUGAUUUUGACAUCAAUGAGUUAUGGAGUGAUCAUGGGUAUGAUUGCAAUGGGAUAUCAGUUUCCUGGAAUUGUUGCUAGCCUGGUAAUUUGCUGUGUCAGUGGAACCAAAUGGAGGGAGGACAAUCCAAAGAAGAUCGACGUUCUGGUUCAUCAAUGUGACAACUUUUGGUACUUCUUAUGUGUUCCAGUUCUCUUCACACUUGUCGGAUACACAUUCGAUUUUUCAAAGAUCAGCCUUUACGACGUCAAAGUAGCGUUGAUCCUACUUAUAGCAGGAUCACUUAUCAGAUUGAUUGUUUCGAUGGUUCUAUCAGCUUCAGCGCAAUUCAAUUUAAGAGAACAGUUCAUAAUUGGGCUUUGUUUGGUUCCAAAGGCAACAGUACAGUGUGCACUUGCGCCAUCUCUAAUUCUUCUCACCGAUGAUUUCCCUGAAUUGAGAGAGAAAACACAAUUGAUCAUUACAAUCUGUAUAAUUGCUGUUCUGGUGACGAGCCCGAUUGUUGACAUUCUUCUAUACGUUCUGGCUCCAAGAUUGCUACGGCAGAGCAGCUCCCAAACGGUCCACAUCUCAGGUGUUCAGCUUGUUCAGGAUUCUUCCGGUAACCUUGACACGAAAACAAGCAAUAGCAUUUUCACCAAUGAUGAUGCGAUCACUUUCGAAAAAUUUCGUGCGCUUUAUGGAAAUGCCAGCAGCAAUUCACCGUUCAAUAAUAGCCAAAUGAAUAACACAAGGCCGACAUACCAAUAUGUCAACAAAAGUGCGGUUUACAGUUGA
Molecule: messenger RNA, 1647 nt
Organism: Caenorhabditis bovis
Lineage: Eukaryota; Metazoa; Nematoda; Chromadorea; Rhabditida; Rhabditidae
Source: the annotation of a GenBank genome assembly